This is a messenger RNA of Funneliformis caledonium, 546 nucleotides long. NCBI's taxonomy places the organism in Eukaryota, Fungi, Glomeromycota, Glomeromycetes, Glomerales, Glomeraceae. The record is from the annotation of a GenBank genome assembly.
AUGUUUUACGUUUAUGUAUUAGAAUGUAGCGAUAACAAAUAUUAUGUUGGCAGUACUGCGGAUUUAAAUGUUAGACAUCGUCAACACUUGAAUGGUUCUGGCUCAGCAUGGACAAGAGAAUAUCCUCCAAUCUGUAUUAAAUGGAGUAAGAAAACUAAUAAUGAAAAUUUAGAAACGAUCAAAACUCUUGAAUAUAUGAGUCAAUAUGAUAUCGAUAAUGUAAGAGGUGGGGAUUAUUGCCAGUUGGAUUUAUCAGAUGAUGAUAUUGACGAUAUCAAUUACAAGUUGGAACAUAGAUGUUAUCAAUGUGAUAGACCUGGUCAUUUUGCUGAUAAUUGUGUUUGUGAUGUGUGUGGUAAUCGUGGUCAUCUUACCGAUGAAUGUCUUCAUUGCACUAAUUGUGGUAAACGUGGUCACUCGGAAGUGGAUUGUUAUAAUUGUUACAAAUGCGGUAGACCUGGUCAUUCUCCUGAUAACUGCGAUGCUUGUUACUUGUGUGGAGAACGUGGUCACUUUUCCAAUGAUUGUGGAUACGUCUUUCCUUAA